This is a messenger RNA of Eurypyga helias (sunbittern), 2757 nucleotides long. RefSeq names its product death domain containing 1 (gene DTHD1). The record is from RefSeq and is a predicted model, not a curated record. The transcript has 9 exons. Lineage: Eukaryota; Metazoa; Chordata; Aves; Eurypygiformes; Eurypygidae. Bases 1 to 2757 code for a protein of 918 amino acids.
AUGGCUGAAGGUAAGAUUACACCGGCAGGCAAAUCAGGCCAACUCCUGGAAAAAAUCUGGGAUCUGAACUCGCUAGCGAGAGAUGUGCUUCUGAAAAGUGAUCUGGAUAAUGAAGGUAUAGCAGAGUAUGUGCUUAAACUGACCUCUUUAACAAAAGAGAUGAGCAGAUCUCUCACCCAACAGCUGGAGAACAUUGCGGAAGGUCUUCAAGACACUUGCUACUUGCUGAGUGCUCUCCAUGACAAACACAAGCAACUGACUGCAAGUCCAAAGUACAAUGGAAUUGCAGAUUAUCUGCAGAAAAUGAAGGAUUGCAUGAUAAAUACCAUCUCACACCUUCAAAAGGAAGAAAAUAAACUUUUUGCUCCUAGCUGCAGUGAAGAUGAUGAUUCUCAGAUCCAGACUGCUCAAAAUCCUUCUAGGGAAACAGAUGUGUGUUGUUCUGAAGAAGCAACAGCGUCUGUGCAAGCACCUUCUAGUCCCCAUCAUCAGUUCCAAUCCCUGAACAAGACAGAAAGUCAGAAUGUUAAUCAAAUCCAGCCAAGUGAAACUAAAACUGCAGAAAAAGACAUUGUUGCAUCAUUAGCUGAAAACAUAUUUGCUCAAGAACAGGACAUUAGCAGAGAACCUCCAGUGCAAAGGGAAGAUGGUGAAUACAGACUACUAAUGAACUCUGUUACAGAAAAAGAAGAUAAACCUCAUGAAGGUAGCUCUGCAACUGAAACGUCUGCAGAAGUGGUUUUCCAAGAUGCCUUUACAAGCAGUGGGGAAGGCAUUUUAUCUGGGACAUUGGGGGACAUUCAUGACAGAACUGUCAUGAGUCUUUUUGAACAGAAAAAAAAGGCAGUACUCAAAGAAUCUUCAACCGUGGUAGAAAGUGAAGAACACAGACUGACAGAGCAAAUGGAAGACAGUAAAAUGGAAAGAAAUAGUGAGAUUUGUAGAAAUUACCUAACUACCUUCACAUCUUCAGCACAAACAUGUGAUCUUACUGCUGUGAAUCCUUCUGUGAAUGACUCUGAAGAAGUACGGAAAUCUAGGCACAUGGUAUUUCUAGCGGAAAAGAGUGGUAAGAAUGAACAUGAAUUAGCUUGUGUUAUUCAAGCCCCUGCAACUACUCUGGAAAAUCUGAAGUGUAAGAUAGUCAAUGACACUAGUUCCUUGGUGGUGGAUGAUUCUGAGGAGCUGGUCAGCAAUGUCAUCAGUAUUGAAUGCUCUGAUUACGAGAAAGCAAUCCCCUUCCCUAUCAACAUUGCAAUUCCAUUUACUUCAUGCUUCAGAGGAAAUUAUCGAGAGAUUAUGGUGAAGGUGACUGAUGUGAACUUUCAAUCAAAUUACUUAACUCCUGUUUCUUUGGAGAGAUACCAAGGAAAUCAUAAGGAAACCUUUGCAGAGGUGAAAAUUUAUCAGCUGGGUUUUUUUUCUGUCUUGUCAUGCUUAAAAAAAGAAAAAUUUACUGUUCCAAAGACAGGACUCUUGCAAAAGCUGAGUGUGGAUUCAAGAAUCUCAUUCUAUUACCCUCCAGAAACAUUUAGUUCUCCAGCACACAUGCAGUUAAAGGUUCAGCCAAUUGAACCAUCAUUGGUUUCCGCACUGAAAGCAAGACACGAUAUGUUCCACUCAGUGGUAUCUACUAGUGCACUGGUUUAUGUCCUGCAUCCUUCAGCCCAGACAUUUAACAACUCAAUCACUAUAACUCUGCCUUGUCCUCCAAAUCCAGAAAAAAAAAGGCAAGGAGAUGAAACAGAACAUGCGAGAGCUAUCAGUGCUACAGUAAAGAGGGUUGCUAUGGCAUACCAUCCGUGGGCUGUGAGUACUACUGUGAGAAAAAAUGGGGAGAAUCUCAGUGGUACUUUGAAAUUAUUAGGUCACAGAAACAAAGAAGAGGGGUGGAAGAUGUUUGAUGAUGUUAUUAUCCAGAGUGCACGGAAUGGGCUUGUAGCCUUUGAACUAAAUGAGCAUUUAGAAAGCUUUGUUGUCAUUCGCCUUUUGUUCCCCUUGGAAAGCAUGUACCUUCUCCUCUUUGCUCAGGCAAUGGAAGAAGCUGUUCGCAGUACAAUGGCUAAUGUGAUACUGUAUCGGAAAAGAGAAAAUCCAUAUAAAAUAGUAGUUUUGUUAUCUGCAUCCAAAGAAUUGACCUGCAAACUUAAAAAUCUCCAUGAGGAGGGCUACUUCGGUCCCCCAGAACCUACGCAGCAGUUCCCAUUAAGAGAAGGAGAGCAGAUUCAUUUUAGAUUUAGAGGCAAUAUUUUUGCUUCAGAGGAUGGAAGGGAUUUUGGGAACACCUACAAGCUGAUUUUUCAUUCACAAAGAAAACCCAGGCUGGAGCUCCAUAUUAAAGAAGUGGAUGAAUUUGGUAACUACAGCUCACCUCAUUACAAAGGCACAGCAGUGUUUUAUAAAAUCACCAGAGAGAUGCUAACCAAGGAACGGGGACAUCCUUUACAAUAUGGUGACUAUCAACACCACUCUCCACUGUGUAAAUUAGCACUGACAUUACCGAAGAUACACCCAGGAGUCACUGAUGGAGCAGUUCUGAUCCAUCAGCAAUGUACAAACAGCCUCAUAAUUUCUCUUAGCAGGUGGGAGGCUCUCUCAUCUAAGCAUGAGCAUAGAAAAAAGUGUUUACUAGAAGUUUUUCACCCAUUUGCUCUCCCCAAAUGGAAUGGCCUUGAGAAAUUAUUACUUAAGUGUCAGUUAUAUACUCUUUCUGUCCUUGUCUUAGGAGUGCAGAAUUGCAAAUUGGGGGAACAUUAA